AUGAAAAAAUGUUAUCGCUCCUAUCACCGUAGUAACAACUUUGAGGUUUAUGAUUUGGAGUACAACUUUAUGCCACUUUCCAGAGGAUCUGCUGCGGUUGGUUUCGUAGUUUUGCUUGGAUUAUUUCUCGCUGCUAAUAUGGAGUUCACUGGGAGCAUUCCAGAAGGUCUGCAGGUGGAUUGGGAAGCCAUUUUGAACUUUGAUCCUAACAAGUUUGUGGAGUCUGUAAAGAGUUGGUUGUAUCCAUCUCUCAAGGUCACUACGUCUUGGAAAGCUUAUCCUGAUGUGGCAUCAACAUUUGAGACAACAGGAUCAGUCAUUGCUGCCUUGAGCUCCUAUCCCAGAAUCCUUACUGAGAGAUAA
Molecule: messenger RNA, 363 nt
Organism: Ilex paraguariensis (yerba mate)
Lineage: Eukaryota; Viridiplantae; Streptophyta; Magnoliopsida; Aquifoliales; Aquifoliaceae
Source: the annotation of a GenBank genome assembly